Molecule: messenger RNA, 1850 nt
Organism: Electrophorus electricus (electric eel)
Lineage: Eukaryota; Metazoa; Chordata; Actinopteri; Gymnotiformes; Gymnotidae
Gene: eif3d
Product: eukaryotic translation initiation factor 3, subunit D
Biological process (GO): translational initiation
Cellular component (GO): cytoplasm; eukaryotic translation initiation factor 3 complex
Molecular function (GO): translation initiation factor activity
Source: RefSeq, a predicted model, not a curated record
ACGUUACGGGUCUUGUGUUCCACUUCCGCCGGCGCGAGAGCGGAAAAAAAAAACUGACAUCUUUUUCGGGGACAGAUGAUGGCAAAGUUCCUAGCCCCAGUGAUCCAGGACAACCCGUCAGGAUGGGGCCCCUGUGCUGUUCCUGAGAAGUUUAAGGACAUGCCAUACCAGCCCUUCAGCAAAGGGGACCGUCUUGGCAAGGUGGCAGACUGGACUGGAGCAACCUAUCAAGACAAAAGAUACACAAAUAAGUACUCGUCCCAGUUUGGAGGGGGGAGCCAAUACGCUUAUUUCCACGAGGAGGAUGAGGCAAGCUUCCAGCUGGUGGACACGGCCAAGACGCAGAAAACCGCCUACCAGAGGAACCGCAUGCGCUUUGCCCAGAGGAACCUGCGGCGGGACAAGGACCGGCGGAACCUGACGCAGUUCAACAUGCAGACCCUGCCCAAAAGCGCCAAGCAGAAGGAGCGCGACCGCAUGCGCCUGCAGAAGAAGUUCCAGAAGCAGUUUGGCGUGCGCCAGAAGUGGGACCAGAAGUCACAGGCCCAGCUGAAGCCCAGAGACUCGUCCGUGGAGGUGCGCAGCGACUGGGAGGUGAAGGAGGAGAUGGACUUCCCACGCCUCAUGAAGAUGAGAUACAUGGACGUGGCUGAUCCUGUAGACAUUGAGUGCUGUGGCGCUCUGGAGCAUUACGAUAAAGUGUUUGAUCGCAUCACCACCCGUAAUGAGAAACCACUGAAGAGCAUCAAGAGGAUUUUUCACACUGUCACCACUACCGACGAUCCAGUCAUUCGCAAGCUGGCUAAGACUCAGGGCAAUGUCUUUGCCACCGACGCCAUCCUGGCCACGCUCAUGUGCUGCACGCGCUCGGUGAACUCCUGGGACAUCAUCGUGCAGCGUGUCGGAAACAAGCUCUUCUUCGACAAGCGUGACAACUCUGACUUUGAUCUGUUGACAGUCAGCGAGACGGCCAACGAGCCGCCCCAGGACGAGGGGAACUCCUUGAACUCACCACGCAACCUCGCCAUGGAGGCCACAUACAUCAACCACAACUUCAGUCAGCAGUGCCUGCGCAUGGGAGCGGAGAGGCACAAGUUCCCCAACCCGAACCCGUUUGUGGAGGAGGACAUGGAUAAGAGUGAGGUGGCGUCCGUGGCCUACAGGUACCGGCGGUGGAAGCUGGGAGAGGAUAUCGAUCUAAUUGUGCGAUGCGAGCACGACGGUGUGAUGACUGGGGCGAACGGAGAACUGUCCUUCAUCAACAUCAAAGCGCUCAAUGAGUGGGACUCCCGGCACUGUAAUGGAGUGGACUGGCGGCAGAAGCUGGACUCUCAGAGGGGAGCUGUACUGGCCACCGAGUUGAAGAAUAACAGCUACAAACUGGCCCGCUGGACCUGCUGUGCCCUGCUGGCAGGCUCAGAGUACCUCAAACUGGGGUACGUGUCCCGCUACCACGUGAAGGACUCUGCGCGCCACGUGAUCCUGGGCACACAGCAGUUCAAGCCCAAUGAGUUCGCCAGCCAGAUCAACCUGAGCAUGGAGAACGCCUGGGGCAUCCUCCGCUGCGCCAUCGACAUCUGCCGCAAGCUGGACGAGGGCAAGUACCUCAUCCUCAAAGACCCCAACAAGCAAGUGAUCCGUAUCUACAGCCUCCCUGAUGGAACCUUCAGCUCCGACGAAGACGAAGAUGAGGAAGAGGAGGACGAAGAUGAAGAUGACGAAGAUGAAGAGAGCUGAAGUGUUGGAUGUACUGGAGGGAAAAUGAGACCAAAUGAGUCGGCACCAACUCUGCUCGUCACACAACGGGGCGACACACGAAACAAGGCUUAUUAUUAAAAAAUUGAGCAAUA